GAUAUUUAAAUGCGAUUGAGGGCACGCAGGCUAAUUGCAAUUUGGCACUCCACAGGUCACCUUCCUCCGAGUCCCUGAAACAGAGAAGUGAGAUGGAGACGAAACAGAAACGUGAGCAGUUCAAAGGCCAGCCGAGACUACCGAAAUUUGCAGUCCCGAAACGUUACGAUCUGAAGCUCAAACCGGACCUUGUCGCCUGUAAAUUCACUGGAAUCGUGGAGAUCGACGUCAACAUAGUUGAGGACACUAAAUUUAUCGUUCUCAAUGCAGCUGAUCUCAUCGUUGAUAAUGGCUCUGUGUGGUUCAGGAAUCGGAGCUCGUCCAAGUUAUCUAGUACUUAUGAGAUUAAUGGGGAGAAGAAGAACAUGGCGGUCACACAGUUCGAACCCGCAGAUGCGAGGCGCUGUUUUCCAUGCUGGGACGAACCUGCCGUUAAGGCAACGUUCAAAAUAACAUUGGACGUGCCAUCUGAUCUGAUGGCUUUGUCCAAUAUGCCAGUUGUUGAAGAAAAGCUUGAUGGACAUUACAAAACAGUUUUCUUUCAGGAGUCACCAAUUAUGUCAACUUAUUUGGUGGCUAUUGUUGUUGGCCUGUUUGAUUAUGUAGAAGAUGCGACACCUGAUGGGGUUAAGGUUGGGGUGUACUGCCAAGUUGGUAAGGGAAAUCAAGGAAAAUUUGCUCUAGAUGUUGCUGUCAGGACACUCGAUCUAUAUAAAAUGUACUUUGAUGUACCAUAUCCACUUCCCAAAUUGGAUAUGGUUGCCAUUCCUGAUUUUGCUGCUGGGGCCAUGGAGAACUAUGGUUUGGUUACAUAUCGUGAAACAGCUUUACUCUAUGAUGACCAGCAUUCAGCAGCUGCUAACAAGCAAAGGGUUGCUAUUGUAGUGGCCCAUGAGCUGGCACACCAGUGGUUUGGAAAUCUUGUAACAAUGGAAUGGUGGACUCAUUUGUGGCUUAAUGAGGGAUUUGCCACAUGGGUGAGUUAUUUAGCAGCUGACAAGUUGUUUCCCGAAUGGAAAAUUUGGACCCAAUUUCUUGACCAAACUACUGAGGGUCUUAGGUUGGAUGGGCUUGCAGAGUCACACCCUAUUGAGGUGGAGAUUGGCCAUGCUGGUGAGAUUGAUGAAAUUUUUGAUGCAAUAAGUUAUAGAAAAGGUGCCUCUGUUAUCCGUAUGCUGCAAAGUUAUCUUGGUCCUGAGUGUUUUCAGAGAUCGUUGGCUUCAUACAUAAAAAGGCAUGCUUACUCAAAUGCAAAGACAGAAGAUUUAUGGGCUGCUCUUGAGGAGGGAUCUGGUCAGCCAGUUAACAUGCUAAUGAACUCAUGGACAAAGCAAAAGGGAUAUCCGGUUGUCUCUGUGAAGGUCAAUGAUAACAAGUUGGAGUUUGAGCAGGCACAAUUCUUGUCAAGUGGAGCCCCUGGGGAUGGGCAAUGGAUUGUUCCUAUAACACUAUGUUGUGGUUCAUAUGAUACCCAAAGGAAUUUCCUUCUACAAACAAAAUCGGAAACACUAGAUAUAAAGGAAUUUCUUGGUUGCUCAUUUUCUAAAAACAUAUGUGUGGAGAAAGAAAAUCAAGAGAAAUGCAGCAAAAGCAAUGCAGAAUGCACUUGGAUUAAGCUCAAUGUUGAUCAGACUGGUUUCUACAGGGUGAAGUAUGACGAUGAGCUUGCCACCAGGCUUAGAUAUGCAAUAGAGGCUCACCAUCUAUMUGAGACAGACAGAUUUGGUAUUUUGGAAGAUUCAUAUGCCCUUUGUGUGGCUUGCAAGCAAUCAUUAUUCAUUUGUUUACGUUCCAUAAUAUUUUAUUGUCUUUCCAAUUUUCAUCCAUCAGACGGUAACUUGUACAGGAAAUUAGGUUGGGAGCCUAGGAAAGGUGAGAGUCACUUGGAUGCCAUGUUGAGAGGGGAGCUUUUAACUGCACUUGCUCUAUUUGGACAUGCUGCUACACAAAAGGAAGCAAUUAGACGUUUUGAAGCAUUCUUAGAAGAUAGAAAUACACAUCUUCUCCCUCCUGACUUAAGAAAGACAGCAUAUGUUGCUGUGAUGCAGAAUGUCAGCACAUCAAACAGGGGCGGUUAUGAAUCUCUUCUUAGAGUUUAUAGAGAGACUGAUCUAAGCCAGGAGAAAGGGCGCAUUUUAAGUUCUCUUGCUUCUUGUCGAGAUCCUGGUGUCAUUCUUGAAGUUCUCAAUUUUUUGUUGUCUUCUGAGGUAAGAAGCCAAGAUGCUAUUUUUGGACUUGCAGUAAGCAGGGAGGGACGUGAAACUGCCUGGGGAUGGCUUAAGGAUAACUGGGAGUUCAUCUCAAAGACAUGGGGUUCUGGGUUUCUUAUUACCCGCUUCAUCAGUGCCAUUGUGUCACCGGUCUGUCUCAGAUUCCAUAUUUACUCUAUUUUCUUCAUAAUCCUUGAUUGCUUAAGUACUGUGAUCAUACUAACUUGA
Nelumbo nucifera (sacred lotus) is the source of this 2438-nucleotide messenger RNA. NCBI's taxonomy places the organism in Eukaryota, Viridiplantae, Streptophyta, Magnoliopsida, Proteales, Nelumbonaceae. The record is from RefSeq and is a predicted model, not a curated record.